AUGGAUUACCUUCCCGUAGAGGUCAUCGGGAACAUACUAUCUCGGCUUGGAGCUGCCAGGGAUGUCGUGGUUGCUUCUGCAACUUGCCGGAAAUGGAGAGAAGCCUGGAGACAUCACCUCCAUGCUCUAACUUUUAAUUCCAAUGAUUGGCCUGCAUACCUUGACCUGAGUACCAGUAAACUCGAGAUUAUUAUAACUCAGACAAUCUUUCAGACCAAUGGAUUGCAAUGCCUUUCAAUAAUCAUGGAUGAUGUGGAUGAGUUCUCGGCUGCCCCAGUGAUAGCUUGGCUUAUGUAUACCAGAGAAACUUUGCGCCAAUUGCAUUAUAAUGUGAGAACAACCCCAAAUAUUAAUAUUCUUGAAAAAUGCAGUCGGCAAAAGCUAGAGGUUUUGACUUUGGCUCAUAAUACUAUCACGGGGGUUGAACCUACUUACCAGAAAUUUCCAUGCUUGCGAAACCUGUCUCUGAGUUAUGUCAGUAUAUCAGCUCUCGACUUAAGUCUUCUGCUCACUGCCUGCCCUAAAAUUGAGGUUUUAACCCUUGUGAGUCUAGAUGUUGUCAUGUCAGAUCCACUGGCUACCAUGGAACUGAGCAGUAACUCAUUGAAGGAAGUAUAUGUUGAGGCUAUUAGUUUGGAUAAAUUUAUACUGGAGGCUGAUAGUAUUGAGAAAUUGCAUUUGAAAGACUGCACACUUGAGGUGUUUGAGCUUGUUGGCAAGGGGACACUAAAGCUUCUUAGGAUUGAUGAUGUUAGUGUCAUCCAUCUCGAUAUUGGAGAGAGUGCUGAAAAUCUCGAGGUUGUGGAUGUGAGCAAUUUCACUAUCAUGUGGGCAAAGUUUCAUCAUAUGAUUUCAAAGUCAUCCAUAUUGAAACGACUAAGGCUUUGGGGUGUUGUGUUUGAUGAUGAAGAUGAGGUUGUGGAUAUAGAGACAAUUUCCUCAUGCUUUCCUAUGUUGAGUCAUCUAUCACUGAGUUAUGAUCUGAAGGAGGCAGCACUUCAAUAUGGAUUUCAAGGCUUGUUCCAAUUGGAAAAUGUAGUUGUGCUGUCACUUGGGUGGACAGUAAUCAGCGACUUGUUCUCCCAUUGGGUAGAAGGAUUUAUGGAGAGGUGUCCUAGUCUCAGGAAGUUGGUUAUCUAUGGUAUUGUGUCCGAGGCCAAGACCCAUGAAGAGUGCCAUACCUUAGCCAAGUUCAGUUCGUGCAUGGUAAAGCUAGGGAGGAAAUAUCCAAAUGUGGAAAUUCAGUUUGAGUAUGAAUAG
Molecule: messenger RNA, 1260 nt
Organism: Oldenlandia corymbosa var. corymbosa
Lineage: Eukaryota; Viridiplantae; Streptophyta; Magnoliopsida; Gentianales; Rubiaceae
Source: the annotation of a GenBank genome assembly